AUGGCCUGGGGUGUUGUCAAGCUACAUACCUAUGUGGUGUCUGGUGGGUCUCGCGGCCUGCCUGUCCUUGUCCUGCCUUGUGCUCCACGAUGCGGUUCCGAUUUGCCUGAAUGGUUCGUCCUGGCUUGGAUGCCGCUGUCUGCAGAUGCAAUGCGCAAAUGGUUGGUGUACAGCGGAUGGACAAGUGGGCCCAAAAGAGUUGGUCCAAUGCCGAGCCGCGAGCCAGUAAACAAACAUGCUGGUCUGAUGGCACAGCUUUCCCACGAUGCAUUGCAAGUCUGGCUGGAACCAACAAAACCAGCAAAACCAGCAAAACCAGCAAAACCAGGACCAGACUGGAUCAAACCAGCUGUUCCCCCGCCGGACGCUUCCCGCGCACCACAUGGGCAAUGGGUCGCGACUCGCCAUGAUCAAUCCUACGCGGCUACGACGCACGCCUCCCGUCUGUGUCUGGGUGCUGUGCUCUGCAACGUUGUUGCUGGCGUCAAGAUUCGGCGUCAAGCUUAG
Messenger RNA from Ustilaginoidea virens, 507 nucleotides. RefSeq lists its product as uncharacterized. The record is from RefSeq and is a predicted model, not a curated record. The transcript is spliced from 2 exons. Bases 1 to 507 code for a protein of 168 amino acids. Lineage: Eukaryota; Fungi; Ascomycota; Sordariomycetes; Hypocreales; Clavicipitaceae.